AGGGUUUACCGGUUUACGUGAGUGCGCCGGACGCCGGAGACCCCUCCCUGCUUGCUUCUCCGCCGGACGCCGGAGACACCAUCCGCCAGAGAACCGGCUGCUUGCUUGCUUCUCCCCUGAUUCUUCACCGACAGAGACCCCUCCCUGCGCAGACACCGGACGCCGAAGACCCCUCUCUGCUGCUUGCUUCUCUCCUCCCCUGGUUCUUCACCGACAGAGAAGUCCCCUGGUUCUUUGCCGACAGAGAACAGAGAAGGUCUGUAUGUUCCUCCUCCCCUGCUUCUCUCCUCUCAUCUCCUCUGUUAUUCACAUAUGAUGGCUUGAACUCAGAUGACAGAGGGUCAAUCUGAAGAAACUGCAAGUGCACCGGAGGGAGUUAGUGUCCUUAGAAAAAAUUCAGAUGAUGUGGGAUGGGAGUAUGGGGUUCUUGUUGAUAUAAACAAUAAGGACAAGGUAAAGUGCAUACUGUGUGACAAUCAAAUGUGUGGAGGGGUUUAUCGGUUGAAGCAACAUAUCGCCCAGGAAGGAAAGAAUGCGAAGAAAUGCCAAGGCAUGAAGACCACCAAAGAGAAGUUGUUGGAGGCUCAAGAAAAGUGCAAGAAAGCACUAGAUGGAGCAAAAAGGAAAAGGGAGGUGAAGACUGUUCGUGAGCUAGAACUUAGAGAGGAAGUUCAUGUGUCUAGGGUGGGAGGAUCAGAAGAAGUGACUUGUGUUGGAAGUUCAGAGCCUCACAAAUUAGGCCCCAUGGACAAAUGGACAAAAGCUAUUGAUCCUACAGCAACCAAAUCUGAAUCUUUGACUCAACAGAGGCUGAACAAGGAACUUUGGAAAGAAAGAUUACAUGAGGUGCAUAAAUAUAUUGCAAGAUGGGCCUUUAACCAUGCAAUAUCAUUCAAUGCAUGUGACAACGAUGAGUUCAAGCAAAUGUGUGAAGCAAUUGGACAAUUUGGGCCUGGAAUUGAACCUCCAACUAUGUUUGACCUGCGAGGGAGAUUGUUGGAAGAAGAAUAUGCAAGAACCAAGAGUUUGCUGCAAGAACGUGAAGCCGAGAAGAUGAAGAAUGGGUGCUCUAUUAUGACCGAUGCUUGGUCAGAUAAGAAGAGAAGCAUAAUGAAUGUGUGCACUAAUUGUGCUGAUGGAACUAGUUUUAUUUCCUCAAAAGAGAUGUCAGAUGUGUCACACACAAGUGAAGUGAUCUUUGAACUAGUGGACAAAGCAAUCGAAGACAUUGGUCCAGAUGAUGUGGUGCAAGUUGUGACUGACAAUGCUUCUAACAACAUGGGAGCAAAGAAGCUACUGCAUGUGAAGAGACCACAUAACUUUUGGACCUCUUGUGCAACUCACACAAUUAACUUGAUGCUCCAAGGAAUUGGCAACAUGCCUCGGUUCAAGAAGGUGAUUGACCAAGCAAAGGCAUUCACCAUAUUUGUCUAUGGGCACACAAGAACACUAGAGUGCAUGAGAUACUUCACUGAGGGGAAAGAGAUAGUAAGGCCAGGAGUGACUAGGUUUGCUUCAAACUAUCUAACUUUGGACAACAUACAAGAGAAGAAGGACCAGCUAAGAAAGAUGGUGGUUCAUAGUAGGUGGGACUCACUGAAGGAUGUGAAAUCAAAGAAGGGAAAAAAUGCCACAGCAACUAUAUUGAAUCCAACCUUUUGGAAGGAUGUGAAAUUGACAUUGGCAGUUUUUGCGCCAUUGUCAAAGUUCUCCGUUUGGUUGAUGGAGAUGUGAAGCCAUCCAUGGGCUUUGUAUAUGGAGAAAUAUUGAAGGCAAAGAGACAUGUCAAAGAGGCCCUUGGCAAUGUUGAGAACCGUUUCAAGGAUGUUGUUGUUGUUAUUGACAAGAAGAUGGCUGGAAGACUUGAUUCUCCAUUGCAUUUGACAGCUUAUUUGCUGAAUCCACACUACAGUUAUGCUGACCCAUCAAUCUUUGAUGUUCCCAAAAUAACAGAAGGUUUUAUCAAUUGUGUGGAGACUUUUUAUUAUCAUGACGACGAAAUGCAAGAACAAGCAGCCAACAUCGAACUCCAGAAGUUUCGGAAUAGAGAAGGUCCAUUUAGCAAGAAGCUUGCAAGGACUUUCGAAAACUUUGAUUAUAAUCCAGGUAACAGUUGUUUGUAAAUAGAGAGGUUUUUUAUUUCAGCAUUGUAACAAGCAAUCUGUUAUACUACUAACUAAUAGAGAGGUAUUUUAUUUCAGCAUCAUGGUGGCGGCUUUAUGGAACUGAAACACCAGCUCUACAGAAGAUGGCUACCAAGAUCCUAUCUUUAACAGCAAGUUCUUCUGGUUGUGAAAGAAAUUGGAGUGGGUUUGAUGGGGUGCACACUAAGAAGAGAAAUAGGCUUACUACAGACCGCCUCAACAAGUUGGUCUACAUUCAGUUCAACAACAGGCUAAUUAAUAAGAGAGCAAAGAUCAAGUCCAAGAAAAUUACUGAUGUUCUCUUGUCUAGUGGUACAACUGAAGCUCAAGGUUUCCUCCAAGAGAAUGGAGAUGAUUGUGCAUUAGUCUCCUUUAGAGAUGACGAAGACGAGGAAGAAGUCAUGGAAGGUACAGGGAUACCUUGGUCUGUGCUUGGAGAUGCAGUGGGAGCAGAAGAACAACUAGAGCUGCGUAGAAGUGCAAGGGUGAGAGAGCUCAAUGAAGAAGAGUUUGAGUCCGAAGAAGAAGAGUUUGAUGAAGAUGAGGACGAGGAUGAGAUGGAUGAAACCUAAGUGUGAGCUAGCUUCAUGUCAUGUUUUAGCUUUUAUUAUGCAUCCAUGUAUCUUUAAAUUGUGAACUUAGAACUCCUGCUGUGCGCUUGUGUUUUGUGUUGUGGCUUGUGAGAACUGAAUCAUGCGCAUGCACUUGUUAUUUUAUUUCGUGUUGCUGCA
Zea mays is the source of this 2875-nucleotide messenger RNA. RefSeq lists its product as uncharacterized. Bases 331 to 1734 code for a protein of 467 amino acids. The transcript has 3 exons. The record is from RefSeq and is a predicted model, not a curated record. NCBI's taxonomy places the organism in Eukaryota, Viridiplantae, Streptophyta, Magnoliopsida, Poales, Poaceae.